AUGGCCAUAGUUAAGGAACCCUACUAUGGCGAGAAGUUGACUACUGUUAAGACCCCACUGGGACAGCUAACGAACUCGACUCCCGAAGGUGUGUUUAUGAGACCUGUCACAUUUGGUCCCAAUGUGUUUGCUGCACCACUGUUUCAUUUGAGUGCUGAUUUUGUCAAGAGGGGGGCCAAGUCAGCUGUAUGCUUGCGACUGAUGGACUCUGAAGAUGUUUUUGCCCAUGAACGUACGCCAAAGAGAAGGAGCGUUGAGCCAUAUUACGGAACCAAGUACAAAACUGAUAAGCCAAUUACAGUUAGUGAUAAGUUUAGGUAUUUCUUGACCAAUGAACUGGCUGUUGUGAGUGACAAUGACGACGAUGACGUUGACGCUGACGGUGAUGAUAGUGACAUGUCAGAUUAUAUGGACUCAUUUACCGUUGAUCUGAGUGACUUAGAAGACUACCAAGUACAACGAUACCAUAUGCGGAAGAAUGGUAACAUGAAGAUCCGGCCACCUCGGAACUCGUUUUCAUCAACUGCAGUUAGCGAUAACUAUGAAUCUGUAGAUGAUGAUGAUAGAGAUUUAGAUGCAGAAUUAGAAGAUAAAGAGAAUCAAGAGAUGAAAUUAAUCCGGAUUCAAAGUAUGGGGAGAUUAAACUUUUCAAAGCCAGAUUAUUUAGAAAACGUUGAAGAGUGUUCGGAAAAACUGUUUGUGAAAUCAUUAAAUCCAAAUAACUUACUUAAUCCCAAAUCAAGGAAAUCAUCCAUAGUGACUAAAUCCCCCAGCUUUAUUGGCGGUGAUAAUAAUAUUAAUAAUCAUGUAGUGGACAUUUUCAGUCUUGAAGUCAAGUCCUUAUCCAUUAGAGACGACUAUGAGAGUUAUCCACUAUCAGAUUUCUUGAUUUGA
This is a messenger RNA of Lizanozyma spartinae, 894 nucleotides long. RefSeq lists its product as uncharacterized. Lineage: Eukaryota; Fungi; Ascomycota; Pichiomycetes; Serinales; Debaryomycetaceae. The coding region runs from base 1 to 894 and encodes 297 amino acids. The transcript has a single exon. The record is from RefSeq and is a predicted model, not a curated record.